CGGCGCCCUGUCUAGCUCGCUCCCCUGCGUCUCCCGGCGCCCCGGGGGAUGCCCCCGGCCGGGCCUCCCCCAUGGCCGCCGACGUCUUCAUGUGCUCCCAGAGCCGGCCCCGCAGUCGGGGCCGCGCCGUGCUGCUGAAGCCCCCGGUGCCCGAGGACGACGACGACUCUGACACGGAUGAACCGUCCCCGCCGCCCGCCUCCGGAGCAGCCACCCCGGCCAGGGGCCAGGCGAGCGCCGCGCUACCGCCGCCCAAGGCCGGGUCGGGCCGCGAGGAGCCUCCGCGCCGCCAGCAGAUCAUUCACAGCGGCCACUUCAUGGUGUCGUCGCCGCACCGGGAGCACCCGCCCAAGAAGGGCUACGAUUUCGACACGGUCAACAAGCAGACGUGCCAGACCUACAGCUUCGGCAAGACCAGCUCCUGCCACCUGUCCAUCGACGCCUCGCUCACCAAGCUCUUCGAGUGCAUGACCCUGGCCUACAGUGGGAAGUUGGUGUCUCCGAAGUGGAAGAAUUUCAAGGGCCUGAAGCUCCAGUGGAGAGACAAGAUCCGGCUCAACAACGCCAUCUGGCGGGCCUGGUACAUGCAGUACUUGGAGAAGCGCAAGAACCCCGUGUGCCACUUUGUCACUCCGCUGGACGGCUCUGUGGAAGUGGACGAGCACCGCCGGCCAGAGGCCAUCACCACGGAAGGAAAGUACUGGAAAAGCCGCAUAGAGAUCGUGAUCCGGGAGUAUCACAAGUGGAGAACCUACUUCAAGAAAAGGCUCCAGCAGCACAAGGAUGAGGACCUUUCCAGCCUGGCCCAGGACGAUGACAUGCUUUACUGGCACAAGCACCGGGACGGCUGGAAGACGCCAGUCCCCAUGGAGGAGGACACGCUGCUGGACACGGACAUGCUCAUGUCGGAGUUCAGUGACACCCUCUUCUCCACACUCUCCUCCCACCCGCCCGUGGCCUGGCCCAACCCCCGUGAAAUAGCACACCUGGGAAACGCAGACAUGAUUCAACCUGGGCUGAUUCCUUUGCAGCCCAACCUGGACUUCAUGGACACCUUUGAGCCCUUCCAGGACCUUUUCUCUUCCAGCCGCUCCAUUUUUGGCUCCAUGCUGCCUGCACCUGCCUCAACGCCUGCCCCAGAUCCCAACAGCCCACCUGCUCAGGAGAGCAUCCUGCCAACCACCGCUCUCCCCACUGCAAGCCUCCCCGACAGCUUCAUCGCGCCCCCCGCAGCCUCUGCCCUGGACCCCACGAGUGGGCAGGGCUGUGAACACCCGCCCCAGCCUGGGGACCCCUUCAUCCAGCCCGCAGACCUGGGUCCCUCAGCACCGCCCCUGAGCGGCCCCCAGCCUUUCUUGCCUGUGUUUACCAUGCCUUUGCUCUCGCCCAGCCCCGCCCCGCCCCCUCCUUCCCCCGUCUUGCCAUUAGGCCCCCCUCCCGCCACUGCCCUGAACCCCUCAACUCCCUCCGCCUUCCUGCAGCCCCAGAAGUUUGCCGAAGUUGGCAAGUCGCCCUCCGUCAUCACCCACACGGCCUCCGCCACCCUCACCCAUGACGCUUCUGCCACUACCUUCAGCCAGAGCCAGGGCCUCAUUAUCACCACGCGCUAUCCACCCCCCUCCGGGUCCCCCUAUGGCCUGGCGCUGUCUCCUGUCACCCGGCCACCAACCGUCGGGCCUCCCCAACCCCGUAUGACUUUUGUGCAUCCCAAGCCCGUCUCCUUGCCUGGGGGGAGGCACAAGCAGCCCCCCAAAAUAGUGCCUGCUCCCAAACCAGAGCCAGUGUCCGUGGUGUUGAAGAACGCUUGCCUCACCCCAGCUGCCUUCCCAGGCCAGCCGCAGGCAGUGAUCAUGACAUCAGGCCCUCUGAAGAGAGAAGGGAUGCUGGCUUCCACCGUGUCCCAGUCCAGCGUGGUCCUCACGCCUGCUGCCCUCACCAGGGCUCCUGGAGUCACAGAGUUCCCCAGCAGCAUCCUGGUGACGGACCUCGGCCCCGGCCCGGGUAGCCAGCAUGCCCCCGUGUCCCAGCUCUUCCCUCCCAGCAUGGUACCCGACUCCCUGGUGAAGGGUGAGCAGGGCCCCCUGCACGGGGGCAUUGCCCAGGUCCCUGCCGUGGGCGCCAGUGACUCAGCUCUCCGCUUGGACCGCUUGGGACCACGUCGGGACUGCCCGAACUCAGGGCAGGCCUCUCCAUGCGCGUCCGAGCAGAGCCCUAGUCCUCAGUCCCCCCAGAACAACUGCUCAGGGAAAUUGCCUGCAGACCCCAAAAACGUGGCUGUUUUAAAGAACCGGCAGAUGAAGCACAUCUCAGCCGAGCAGAAGAGGCGCUUCAACAUCAAGAUGGGCUUCGACACCCUGAACAGCUUAAUCUCCAACAACACCAAGCUAACCAGCCACGCCAUCACGCUGCAGAAGACCGUGGAGUACAUCACCAAGCUGCAGCAGGAGCGCAGUCAGAUGCAGGAGGAGGCCCGGCGGCUGCGAGAGGAGAUCGAGGAGCUCAACGCCACCAUCCUCUCCUGCCAGCAGCUGCUCCCUGCCACGGGCGUCCCCGUCACCCGGCGCCAGUUCGAUCACAUGCGAGACAUGUUUGACGAGUAUGUGAAAAGCCGGACUCUGCAGAAUUGGAAGUUCUGGAUUUUCAGCGUCAUCAUCAAGCCGCUGUUCGAGUCUUUCAAGGGCGUGGUGUCCACCAGCAGCCUGGACGAGCUGCACCGGACGGCGCUGUCCUGGCUGGACGAGCACUGCUCCCUGCCCAUCCUCAGGCCAACCGUGCUGAACACCCUCCGGCACCUGAGCACUACCACGUCCAUCCUGACAGACCCUUCCCAGCUCCCCGAGCAGGCAGCAGAGGCUGUCACCAGAAUCAGCCAGAGAGCCGGGGAGUCCUAGCAGCGCUUAGUGGACACGUGGCUGCAUGGGAUGCCGAGGAGACCCUUCCCCGCCCCCGGAGAGGAGGCCGCACCCCUCACCUCUCCCGCUUUAGGGCCUCCUAGCCUCCUCCUGUGGCCCCAGCCGCUCCGAAUGCUGCGCUCAGGUCUGAAGCAGGUUUGGGUCCUGCCAACAGCAAUAGCCCAGCUCUGGGAACCCCUUGCUGUGAACUCUGACUCAGCGACCUCAGUCACCGACCUCCCCUCGCCUCAGAGAAGCCCAGAUGAAGGGAAACGAGGGGACGCCGCCCCUCCCUGUCCUGUCCUGCUAGGGGGGUGUCGGGGGGAGGGGGGGAGGGGGCGUGGCACCAGUGCAGGGAGCCAACGGGCAGGAGGAGGCCUCACCCACUCCCCCAAGUUAGGACGCGUAAGGGUCCUUCCCAGCUGCUGUCGGACGCGCCCUCCUGUCGCGUCUCUGGCACCCCUGGGCUGUUGGAAGGCUUCCUUCCUCCCCUGACUCUGACCUAAUAGAGCGGAUGUCGGCUCGGGCUUCGCAGGGCCGGGAAACCCUACAGCACAUGUAUGCAAAGCAGUGGGUGUGUAUGCCCCAGAGGAUAAUGGAAGCACCAGUGACGCGGAGCUGCUUCAGUCCUGGAGAUCCCCUGGGCAGUGCUACGGUCUGUUUCACAAGUGGAUUUGGUUCCACUUGGCGUUGCGGCAGUCACGAUGGCACCAACCCGGGAAUCGUGGCGGGGACUCAGCCAGGCCCUGCCCCCUCACACCCCGCCUGCUUCUAAGCCAGGAACAGCCGUGCUUGAUGGACACCACUAGCCCUGUGGGUGCGGCGUGUGAAACACCAGGCUCCAUGGUGCUGCCAUCGACCGGGUCCCCUGACCUGGAUUGUCCAGCCGGGAGCCCCAGCCCAUCCAUCCCAGUUCCUGGACCAAAGACGCCAGCACCCCCAGCAUCUGCCCUGUCUUGCAUUUGGAGGCAGAAAUUGACCAGUCGACACAGAGCUCCGAGGUGGCUGCCUCGGAGCUGUCUCCAGGCGGCUCCGGAUCAGACAGUCAGGAGUUGAACUCCGCUUUGGUCCAUGCAGAGGACUGUGGGGGCAGCAGGCUGUUUCCGAAGGUGGGAGUUACACCUGGAAGGGUUCGGAGGAGGGGGCCCCGGGCCAGUCCUCCUCGCGCCAUGUCUGCGGGAGCAGUUCCAGGCAGAAGGAUGCUCUCUAACACUCAGGAAGCCCAGCCAGGGCUACCUCCUCAUUUAAAGAAUGUGCUUUUCAUGUCCUGCUGUGAAGUUCAGAGGCCGGCAGGCUUCCCCUUCAACCUCUGUCCUCCCUGCCUGAGAUGGAGACCUGCCCGAGCAAGGGCCAGGCCAGGAGUCCUGCGGGCUCGGCAGAGCUGCGGCGGGGCUGCUGCGGGCUGCCCGCUGCCAGGCCAGGAGUCCUGCGGGGCUAGCAGAUCUGUGGCGGGGCUGCUGCGGGCCGCCCGCUGAAGUUCGGAUCCUUUAGGAGGCUCCCACUGGCUCCUGCAGGCCUGUGGAAGGUGCCCUGGGGGCAGCCCCACCUCAGCCUCCGCUGAUGGAGGACGGAGGGGGGUCCUCCCCGGGUGGCCAGCCGUGCCAUUGCCUCCAUCCCCUCAUCUGUGCUCCGGCCCUGUCAGGAGCGCCCCAGCGGCCCCCUCUGCCUCCCCAGAAAACGUGUUUACAGGCCUUCGGAUGGCUCUCCUGAGGGGCGGGCACAAGACAGGCUGGGCCAGCCCUGCGUGUCCCCUGGGAGGUGGGAUGAGAGCCCAGCCUCCCCCCGGGUGGACACAAGGUCUCCCUCCAAGGGGGAAGAGCACUGCGAGGCUUGAAAGGAAAACAAAGGAAAAUCAGAGACGUUCCCGGCCGCGAGGGGCUGCAGAGGGUCUUGUGCUCAGCCGCAGCCCAUUCCUGUGCCUUUGUCCACUGCGUGGGCGGCCGUGGAGCUCGGCCCAGCCACGACCUCUCUGAGAUCGAUAGCUUUCUCCCCACCCCAUGUUGGGGAGUCUUUUUUUUUUUUUAGCUCCAUGGGAUAUAAAAUUGGCCUCUUGCUUCUUUGGCCUACC
Molecule: messenger RNA, 4959 nt
Organism: Budorcas taxicolor (takin)
Lineage: Eukaryota; Metazoa; Chordata; Mammalia; Artiodactyla; Bovidae
Gene: MLXIP
Product: MLX interacting protein
Exons: 17
Coding region: 72-2891 (939 amino acids)
Biological process (GO): regulation of transcription by RNA polymerase II
Cellular component (GO): nucleus
Molecular function (GO): protein dimerization activity; DNA-binding transcription factor activity, RNA polymerase II-specific; RNA polymerase II cis-regulatory region sequence-specific DNA binding
Source: RefSeq, a predicted model, not a curated record